GGUAACACGAGUUGCUUCCUUCGCAUGGAUUAUUACCAAUGCUCAACAGAAGACCUUUUCACAGAAGCACAGCGCCGCGGUUUUCCAAGGCUUUGGAGCUCUCGGGACCAGCUCAGCGAGGCCUUGAUGCAAGAUGACGAAGCAAAGGGAUCGGAUUCGACCACCGUUUCUACAACGGACCACGGCGCUUUCAUACCGCGGACUGUCAGUCUGGAACACACUGCGGAAUUGGACAAAACCAAUUUAGCCAGUCAAUUGAUCAACGAGAGCGCGUCUACCAAGUGUGUAGUGCAAGAGGAUGGCAGAGCUGACUAUGCCCAGAGAUUAUUUACUGGACGAUGAACACUUUCUUUCCCGCACUGCAGCUCUUCUUCGAGUCGGGUUCGUCGUGUACCAUCGACUGCGGGAGGUUCCCGGACGCAUCCCUUGGGCUGGAUCCCGCGCUCCGAUUCAGACUGACGGAUUGUGCACACGAAGAAGAAGGUCGCGUGGUUAACAGCAUACUGCCUCGACGUUUCGCACAUUCUGGUACCGGUCUCGUCAUACAAGAAGCAGUAAUCGCCCAGCGCACGAGUAUUGUUUUCAAGAAGCUUUUAUAUCCACAGAAAGUCCAGCUAUGGCGACCAGGCAUUGUUGUCCAGCCCAAGAUUACAAAAGAGGUGCACACAGUCGUUGGGCUCAGGCUAAGGGGAAUGAACAAAACAGCGUACAUAUGGGCGAAGACUGCGGUGCCUUCCGGAGGGAGGGUGUGGGGAGACGUGAGGUCAUCUGGCCUACGAGACGAUGUGCCUGUCCCCAUACUCCCUUCUGUAGAGGAGGGGGAGCCGGGCGCUCAAAGAGUUGUGGUUAUUAAGGACAGCCUGAUCGCGCGCAAUCGCCUGGGCGAUAGGGAUAUGGGAACCUUCGAGGCUAUUACACCAGAAGAAUCCGAGUAAUUGUACCGGAGUUUUACGUUGCGACACAGCUGGCGGUGCAACGCGACGAUGUCGGAAUAGGUGUCUGGUAGUAAGUUAGCUUGGCAAGUAGCCAUCUAUCUUCCAAGGUCCCUCCAGAUGCAUGUGAGGAUAUCCACUCGGGAAGAUCCGGCCAAGCCUGAGUAAUAUGUGUCUGGAGCUGGCUCGUGAUCGAACGAUAACCGCAUGCUGACAAAAGUCGACGUUGUAUAUCCUAAGCCCAAUCGUAGUGGGACUGCGAGUAAUCUCGGGCGAGUGUCCAAAAUAGAAGGACCGGAAGCGGAUGUAAGGAUCGCGAAGUGGGGUACUGAGUCGAUCCAAGGCGCCGGCACAGCUAUAAAGACACUAAUUCCCAC
Alternaria rosae is the source of this 1309-nucleotide messenger RNA. RefSeq lists its product as uncharacterized. The record is from RefSeq and is a predicted model, not a curated record. The coding region runs from base 339 to 935 and encodes 198 amino acids. The transcript has a single exon. NCBI's taxonomy places the organism in Eukaryota, Fungi, Ascomycota, Dothideomycetes, Pleosporales, Pleosporaceae.